Diprion similis is the source of this 2323-nucleotide messenger RNA. It is a transcript of the gene ChAT, whose product is annotated as choline O-acetyltransferase. The transcript is spliced from 12 exons. The record is from RefSeq and is a predicted model, not a curated record. Gene Ontology annotation, molecular function: choline O-acetyltransferase activity. Bases 102 to 2204 code for a protein of 700 amino acids. Gene Ontology annotation, biological process: neuromuscular synaptic transmission; acetylcholine biosynthetic process. Gene Ontology annotation, cellular component: neuron projection; cytoplasm. NCBI's taxonomy places the organism in Eukaryota, Metazoa, Arthropoda, Insecta, Hymenoptera, Diprionidae.
UGCGCGUUGGAGGACCACAAUAUCCAUCGAAUGGUUCCACGAAUAUUUCAUCUCGAAUUGAUUUUGAGCAAUUAUAAAAAAAAAAAUAGUCUCUUGGUAUCAUGGCUGCUCUUCGUUUGCCAAAAAACAACUGUGAGUGUGAGGAGGCCGCGUUUUCGAAAAAAACUGUCCCGCGGAUAACACCAUACAGAGUUGAUUUAACAAAAUAUGAGGGAUGGAGAGAUUCAGUGCUGGGGGCUCCGCGUCGACUUCUUGUGUCUCUUGGCAGCUUUUCAAGAACCGCAUCACCAUGCCCAGCGAAGGAAGAUCUACCAAAGCUCCCGGUACCGGACCUCGAAUCUACUAUGCAAAAAUACCUCGCCCAGGUCGAAGUGAUCGCCCCGAAGUGUUGGGAGAAGACCCAAUCUAUAGUGAAAAGUUUUUUGGCAGGGCCUGGUCCCAAGCUUCAGCAACGCCUGUUGGAUCGUAGAGAGCAGACGAUAAAUUGGGCAACAGAUUUCUGGCUCAAAGAUAUGUACCUCUCCGUUCCUCUGCCACUGCCCAUCAACAGUAACCCUGGACUGGUUCUUCAGCCGAAGAAAUUCUCAAACCAAAGAGAAGCUGCCUGCUUUUUAGCCAGAUUUUUAAACGGACUAUUCGACUAUCAAGAACUAGCGGACAGGGACGAAUUGCCGGUAGAGCGACUGAGAUCAACCGAUGGAAAACCCGGACAACCGUUGUGCAUGGUGCAGCAUUACAAACUCUUCAGCAAAUAUCGCCGUCCAGGAAAAGAAUUGGAUGAGCAGUUGAUACUGGACAGAACAUCAUCCGGUAACCACGUCAUCGUUGUAAAUCACAAUCAGUUUUACAGCGUUCCAGUAAGGGCUUCGGACAGAGGUCGUCUUACGGAGGCAGAAUUGACCCAACAAAUUUUGAAAAUAAUGGAAAUACCCGCUGACCCAAGAACGCCACCGGUUGGAGUAUUGACAGCAGCAAGAAGGCCCGUUUGGGCAGCCGCAAGGGAGGAAUUGGCCAAAAACGAUACAAACAGACAUAAUCUGGAGCUGCUGGAGCGCUGCUUGUGCAUCAUUUGUCUCGACGAUGACGUGCUUCCCACCACGUUCAAUGACUCAAUUGGUAAAAAAAGAGAGGUCGGACACUGGAUCGGUGACAGAGAUGAAACGAACCUAUUCCAUCACGCAUUGCAUGGCGGAGGCUCAAGACACCUGGGGGCCAAUCGUUGGUACGACAAAACGCUACAAUUCUUCUUGGGGAAGGAUGGAGCGUGGGGAGUGAAUUACGAACACUCGGCAGCUGAGGCACCGGCUGUAUUUGGAAUAAUCGAAAACAUCGAGAGCCAGAUAGCCGCGAUGCCGCCGUCAGAUGAAAACACGAUUCCCAGUCAUCUUCCGGCUCCGGAGAAGCUAGAAUGGCGGCUGUCCGAGCAAAGUUUGAACGACAUUAGAGAUGCGAUGACUUCGUUCGACGCAAUGGUCGAAGACCUUGACCUCUGCGUCUUUCACUUUACCGAGUACAACAAGGACUUCAUAAAGUCUUGCAAAGUCAGUCCGGACGUCUAUAUCCAGCUAGUUUUGCAACUUACUUACUUCAGACUGCAUGGUUCUUCGGUGGCUACUUACGAGAGCGCUGGGCUUCGCCGAUUUGCCUUGGGGAGGGUCGAUUGCAUCCGAUCGGCCAGUGUCGAAGCACUAGCUUGGGCCAAAGCCAUGUGUCAAGGUGAUCCUGGCGACCAGCCGCCAUUAUCCGCCAUGCAGCAAGAGGAAGGCGCCAAAAGAGUACAGUUCACCAUUUACAGUGACCAAAAAAUACGACAGCUGUUCGAACUCGCUGUGAAACGCCAGACCAAAGAAAUGAACGAUAAUGUUUCCGGUCAGGGAAUUGACAACCAUCUUCUGGGGCUCCGAGAGUCAGCAAAAGAAGCCGGUGAUCCGAUUCCGGAGUUGUUUACAGACGAGGCUUACCGAAGAAUCAACCGUUUUGCACUGUCCACGUCACAAAUAACCACGCUGGAUGACGUAAUGGCCGGAUAUGGACCGGUAGUUCCAGAGGGAUACGGCUGCGCCUACAACUUCCGGAAAAAUGGCGUAUUAUUUUAUAUCUCCGCUUUUCACAGCGACGGCAGUACAAGCACCUCUCGAUUCGCCAAGGCUCUUGAAUCUAGCCUGCGAGCAACAGCCGCCAUGUUGCAGGAUUCCCCCAAGUAACUGGAGGUACUUCAAUAAUUUUCACGAGCAAAAAAAUUCAUGCAACGAUUUCCAGGCUCAUUCAUCUCACGGAGUAUGUUACGCGGUUGCGGAUCGGUUGGAAAUAAUUACCGAACCUG